AUGGGCUGCACAUUAACCCUUCCCUUGGUGUUGACAUAUUUUGACACCCAGGAGAACUCAAUGCCUCUCCUGAAGGAGGUUGGAGAUCUAAAUUUCCAUCUGAUGGGGAAAGGUUUAAGUGCAGUGUGCAGCAGGGGAGAAUUGGAUUGGAGCACUCCAGUGGGUUCCACCACAACCACUGCAGAGAGUGUCCCUCUCCCUAGAGAUCGGCACCCAACCUCCAAGGAUGAAGAAUCCUUUGGCAUGGAACUCUCAUCUCUGGCUUUCAGAAACAUGCUUGAUGUUGUGAGUAGCACUGUUGGGGAUGUCCAGACAGAUGACCCAACAGGCGAUCACUCAAACACGCCCAUUACUCAGGGCCCAAAUGAGACUGAUCGAUCCAUUGAGGAAAGCAUCACAUACAAGGGCAAGAUCAUCAAUAGAGAACUUGUGGAUGAAUUAUUCGAACUCUGUUCUAGAGGAGACUUCAAGUUGGCCCAUAAAUUAUCUCCAAUGCAUCUUCAUCCAUCAAGCACUGGGAAGCAGCGUGUGUACUUGGCAGCCCAGAUUCUCUGA
This is a messenger RNA of Darwinula stevensoni, 555 nucleotides long. The record is from the annotation of a GenBank genome assembly. Lineage: Eukaryota; Metazoa; Arthropoda; Ostracoda; Podocopida; Darwinulidae.